AAGGGUAUUCAAAGGCAGCAUGCCCUGGAUGUAGAUCGUUUGUACUGGGCAGGAGGAUUCACGUGUAGCAGGAUAAAACUUCUAAACUGGACUAAAAACCAACAAGGACCUGUUGAAGGAUUACUGUUGAAGUUUGUGUUUUGAAAUUAUUAAAUUUGAUGUAAACAUGUCAGACUUUUGGAUUAACUUAUCUCUUGAUGAAACUGCACAGAAAAAAGCUCCAGUAGGCAAGCUAAACAGGAAAAAAGAGUGGCUUCAUAGAAACAGACACCACUGUGGAGCAAAGGGGUACAAGGAAGGUAAACACAACAACCAAUAUAGGGAAGACUUCAGACAGAGCCAAACACUUCAGAAUGGCGCUUCCAUUGAAUGUCCACCGCCAUCCACUUCCACACAAAACAAAAGUUUACCAUGUCUGGCCAGUGCUUCACACAGUAGUUCCAUGCCUCCGUUUGGUGAAAAACCAAAGGAGCCCCUGAAAUCAGCAGCCAGCAGCCCUGGUUCCUCAGUAUCAAGCACCUGUAAGCCCAUCACCAUGUCAUCAGGGAACCCUUCUAAGUAUGUCGCUAUUGACUGUGAGAUGGUUGGCACGGGACCAAAGCGCCUCAGUGAGCUUGCACGCUGCAGUAUAGUCUCCUAUGAAGGAGAUGUGAUUUACGAUCAGUUUAUUCAGCCGUCUGCACAAGUCACAGACUAUCGCACUCGAUGGAGCGGCAUCCGACGCCGUGACCUCGUCAAUGCCAUGCCAUUCGCCCAGGCCAGGAUGGAGAUACUGUCGCUGAUUAAGGGUAAGGUGGUGGUUGGCCAUGCCAUCCACAAUGACUUCAAGGUGAUUGGUUACUGUCAUCCCCCCGAGCUGACCAGGGACACUUCUCGAAUUCCUCUCCUCAACCAGAUGGCCGGCAUUGAAGGGAAUAAGUGCACUUCACUGAAGACGCUCACGAAGGCCAUCUUCAACCGUGACAUUCAGACUGGGAACAAGGGCCACUCCUCUGUGGAGGAUGCUAGAGCCGCUAUGGAGCUUUACAAAGUGGUGGAACAUGAGUGGGAGAGGCAACUUGCUGCCAACUCAAUGGCCAGAGUGGAAAUUUCUUCAUUUUCUGAAAUGAUCACUUUAGUAAUAGUAACAUUACUUUUUUGUCACUUACUUACAUACAUAUAGGAUAGCAUCACAUAUGUUUCGUGCUUUGUUCCACACACACAGUUAAGCCAUUGUGAGUAAGUUGAAGACAAUCAGGCGGCGAUUAACAGAGAGUGAGACCCCUCUCUGACAUGCGCACAUUUUGUAUGGCAGCUAGACCACUUCUCUAACAUGCCAGUUCCUGACACCUAAGUGCAUUCGAUCCUCAUUACCCUAGUAAAUAUAGCAGCAACAGUUCUAAGUUCCUUUGACAUUUCUAUUAAAUUCUGACACAUUACCUGAAACCCUAAAAAUAGGAUUUGGGGGACAUUCCACUUCAUUAAGGAAUUUUAUUGGGCUUUGAAACAUGCUUUGAGGACCCAGAGAAUGAACUUCUUUCAGAGCUAAAUGUGAUUGAUAAAGCAGCACAAAGGAGUGUGUGUGAUGUUUGGUGAUGCAUGUGUAACUCCAUCCCUAACAAUACUGCUGAAAAUGGUUCUUUUACAGAAACAGUCACUAAAUUAGAAACAUUGCCUGAUGCAUUUAAUGAAGUUUGAGAAACAUGUCUCAGACCAAAUGGCUUCCUUAUCUUAACAACAGUUUCUCAUAAAUGAACAACUUAAUUUAACUAAAGUGAUAAAGCUGAACAACUAAUGCUAUUUCAUAUUUCCAUGUGUAAUCUGAUAUUUUUGGAAUUUUUGUAUCAUUACUGCUAUUUUGCAUACAAAUUUUAGACUAUAAGAACAAUUAUAAAUUACCAAAGGGUUGGAGACUCAGAUGAAGAAGAGAGGAUAGUGAGAGUGGGAUGAACAUUAAGUGUAAAAUUGUAUCUGAUACUGUAGAAUGAUGCACACUGUGAAACCUCUCUGAUUAUGCAAUGUUGUUGAUAUUGUAUGUAUGGUGUUAGACUAGAAAUUACCUUUGUAUGAUUUAGUGUGAUUAAUCAAAAGGUUGGAAAUGUAA
Molecule: messenger RNA, 2083 nt
Organism: Oreochromis aureus
Lineage: Eukaryota; Metazoa; Chordata; Actinopteri; Cichliformes; Cichlidae
Product: interferon-stimulated 20 kDa exonuclease-like 2
Exons: 4
Coding region: 167-1162 (331 amino acids)
Cellular component (GO): nucleus
Molecular function (GO): nucleic acid binding; exonuclease activity
Source: RefSeq, a predicted model, not a curated record